Molecule: messenger RNA, 2226 nt
Organism: Closterium sp. Naga37s-1
Lineage: Eukaryota; Viridiplantae; Streptophyta; Zygnematophyceae; Desmidiales; Closteriaceae
Source: the annotation of a GenBank genome assembly
AUGGCGUCGUGUCUCCGCGCGCCCAUUGUCCGCCCAAUGCUCCUCCGCUCCCCCUCUCUCUCCGCCUCCACUUCCGCUGUCGCUGGAGGCUUCCUCCAAUCGUUAAGUGCCACGUCACCAUCGAUUCUACUCCCCCCAGCGUGGCGGAGCCGGUUCGCUUCCGCCGGGUCGUCCGCCAAUCCCGCCUCCCCCUCCUCCCCCGCGAUCCGCUGCGAAUCCGCCGAUCCCACGGUGGAAACGCGGACCGCGGAAGGACUCGCGGGAAGCGCAGCGGAACCGGAAGCUUCCGCCAAGAAGGGCAAGGCGGGGAAGAAAGAGGGAGGAGGCGGGGGAGGCCAGGGGAAAGCCGGCGGGAAAGGCGGCGCGGGAUCCGCGGAAGCGUCGAAAAUCGCGUCGCGGUCGGAGAAUUUCAGUCGGUGGUAUCUGGACGUGAUUCGCGAGGCUGAGCUGGCGGAUUAUGGGCCGGUGCGCGGCACGAUGGUGAUUCGCCCGUACGGCUACGCGAUCUGGGAGGCGAUUCAGGUGGGGCAGGCUUGGGUGGAAUUUGGAACGUGCGUUAGAGUAGGGUUUAGAGCAUCCACCUGGCUGGCGGACUGUGGGCCGGUGCGCGGCACGAUGGUGAUCCGCCCGUAUUGCUACGCGAUCUGGGAGGCGAUUCAGGUGGGGCAGGCUUGGGCGGCAGUCUUAGGUGGGGCGGGCUUAGGUGCGGCAGGCUUGGGUGGGGCAGGCAUGGGUGGGGAAGGCUUGGAUGGGGCAGGCUUAGACGUCUCAAAACAACUCUGUUUACACCCCAACCCUCCUCACUCCCAGAAUCAUGUCCCUCCAACUCCUUCUUCUCUCCCCUUAAUCCGUCCCGCAAACCCCUCUUGUCCUCCUCCUGUCCCCGAAAACCCCCGGCUAACCCCGAAACCCUGCCAGUCAUGGCUGGACCGCAAGUUCAAGGAGACGGGGCACGAGAACAUGUACUUCCCACAGUUCAUCCCGUAUUCUUUUAUCGAAAAAGAGGCAUCACACGUGGAGGGCUUUUCUCCUGAGCUGGCACUCGUGACUAUAGGCGGAGGCAAGGAGCUUGAAGAGAGACUGGUGGUCCGUCCCACCAGCGAGACCAUUGUGAACCACAUGUUCGCCCAGUGGAUCCAAAGCUACAGGGACCUGCCUCUGCUGAUCAACCAGUGGGCGAACGUGACGCGGUGGGAGAUGAGCACGCGGCCGUUUGUGCGCACUCUGGAGUUCCUGUGGCAGGAGGGGCACACGGCGCACACCAGCAGGGAGGAGGCCGAGGAGGAGGCUCUGCGCAUGGUGGAGGUAUACAGGCAGUUUGCAUGGGAGCAGGCGGCAGUGCCGGUGAUAGUGGGCCGCAAGUCGCCCAACGAGACCUUUGCCGGCGCCGACACAACCUACACGAUUGAGGCGAUGGCGGGGGACAGGCGGGCGUUGCAGGCCGGCACGAGCCACUUUCUGGGACAGAACUUUGCCAAGGCGUUUGGGACCAAGUACCUGGCAGAGACAGGCGAGCAGCAGUAUGUGUGGCAGACGAGUUGGGGAGUUAGCACGCGCAUGGUGGGGGCGGUGAUCAUGGGGCAUGGCGACGACAUGGGGCUCAAGCUGCCACCUAAUCUGGCGCCUGUUCAGGUGGUGAUAGUGCCGAUAUGGAAGGCGGAGGGCGAGAAAGAGGCGGUGCUGGAGGCAGCAGGGCGGGCGGAGGGGAUGCUGCGGGCAGCGGGGGUGAGAGUGAAGCUGGAUAAGACGGAGCAGCGCACGCCCGGGUUCAAGUUCAAUUUCUGGGAAAUGAAGGGCGUUCCUGUGCGCAUCGAGAUCGGCCCGCGGGACGUGGCGGCCAAUACAGUCGUGACAGCGAGGCGCGACCGCCCGGGGAAGCAGGGGAAACAGUUUGGGGUGUCGAUGGACGGCGACGGGCGGGAGCUGGUGUCUCAUGUGCAGGCGCUGCUGCAGGAGGUGCAGGAUGGCAUGCUGGCAGAUGCAGUGGCGUUCAGAGACAGCCAUAUUGUGGAGGUGGCGAGUUAUGAUGAGCUGAAGGCUGCUAUUGCCAACAGCAAAUGGGCACGGGGACCCUGGGCCGGCAGUAACGAGGACGAGCAGCGGGUGAAGGAGGAGACAGGAGCCACCCUGCGCUGCUUCCCAUUCGAGCCAAAGCUGUCCGAUGCCACGUGCUUCUUUACAGGGAAACCUGCCACAGAGCGGGCUAUUUUCUCUCGUGCCUACUGA